Messenger RNA from Plectropomus leopardus (leopard coralgrouper), 3293 nucleotides. It is a transcript of the gene tmem98, whose product is annotated as transmembrane protein 98. The record is from RefSeq and is a predicted model, not a curated record. Gene Ontology annotation, cellular component: endoplasmic reticulum. NCBI's taxonomy places the organism in Eukaryota, Metazoa, Chordata, Actinopteri, Perciformes, Serranidae.
ACGUAGCCCACGGGCUGCUUUUGUGCGCGUUCACGUCCCAGAUUUGAUUUGGAGAUGUCGGUGCCGUCUCCGCGCGCUUGGCGGCGGAAAGAAAAGUAUUUCGUGUCCUGAAAGGGAACCAACUAAAAGGACAAAAUGUUUAGAUGAGCGGCCAUCCAUAAUCACGCUCAAACAAUCAGCCGACCCUGACUGGACUCUCUUCUUCUAGAAACAAGCUGCUGCCUGCAGCCGCUGUGGGAGCCGGAGUCGCCAUGGAGACAGUGGUGAUUGUGGCCAUUGGGGUGUUGGCCACCAUUUUUCUGGCCUCCUUCGUCGCCCUGGUGGUGGUGUGCAGACACCGCUACUGUCACCCUCACGACCUGCUGCACCAUUUUGAAUCCAAACCCACAGUGGAUCUGAUUGGAGCCAUGGAGACCCAGAGUGAGCCGUCUGAGCUGGAGCUGGAUGAUGUGGUCAUCACAAACCCUCACAUUGAGGCUAUCUUGGAGAAUGAGGACUGGAUAGAGGAUGCCUCUGGAUUGGUCUCUCACUGCAUCUCAAUCCUAAAGAUCUGCCACACUUUGACUGAGAAGUUGGUUGCAAUGACAAUGGGUUCAGGGGCAAAGGUCAAAGCACCAGCCAGCCUGAGUGACAUCAUCACUGUGGCCAAACGCAUCAGCCCGAGGGUGGAUGACGUGGUCAGAUCCAUGUACCCUCCUCUGGAUCCAAUCCUCCUGGACGCCAGGGCCACUGCUCUCCUCCUUUCAGUCAGCCACCUGGUGCUGGUCACCCGCAACGCCUGUCACAUGUCUGGAAGCAUGGACUGGAUUGACCAGUCGCUCAAUGCAGCCGAAGAUCACAUGGUGGUUUUACGUGAGGCGGCGCUGGCCUCCGAACCGGAUCGAUGCAUACUGGGAGCCGACGUACAGAGAGAACAGGCCAUCUAGAGCAGAUACUGACACAAACAUAAAGGGCAUGAAAAUGCUGUCAUUUUAACGUUGGGCUUCUGCACUCAAAUGGUACUUUACAGGCACAUAUUCUUCCAGACAGUGUUGAAAAGGCACACUUCACAAACUCAUCAUCCAGUCCAAAUUAAUAAGGAUACUUCUGAAGGCUGUGCUGAUAGGUGCAAGAACCUGACUCCUUUAUUUUCAGAUCUCACAUAAAAAAAGACCUUGGGAUGUUUAUCUCCAUCAAAAAGUGCUUUAGAUUACUUUGUAUUUACUACAGCUACAUAUUAAAAGUAGAUGUCACACAUUCAGAUACAGGUGGGGUAGAUAAUUUUUUAUUUAUUCAGUUUAAGCUGUUGCUGCCUGCAAGGGACAGGCCUUUGGAAAUUUGUUUCUCGAGUGCGCCAUCACCCAGCGGUGGGCCUAAAUCCAAUCUCACCAGCACUGCACAGUCACAUGGAGGCUUAGUCAGCUAAUCCAUUCUGAGGAAAAUAACACCCAGUUAGCCAGUGAACCCAAAGGGGCUCCAACUCAGUGGACCAAUGGAAGAGCAACCUGACUUAUUUACAAUUUGUAUGGUCAGCGUGACUUGUGGAUGUUCUAAAACAUCCCUCAGAUGCUCUUACGGUGAUGGAAAUCACCGGUCUGUGAGUUGCAACCAAAACAACAGCAGUAGUUUUAGCCACAUCAGCAGCAGAGUAAGAGUUUUUCCAGUUAAGUAAUGCCCUUUUGUCCAAUUGAUGCAAUGUAUUAGAGUUAAUGGUUAUCAAUGGAGAACCUCCACUUUGGUCUACACUAAAAUAUCUCAUCUACUUGAUGGAUUAGCACUAAAUUUGUACAGUCGUUCAUGGUUCCCAGAGGAUGAACCUUAAAAACUGGUGAUCCCCUGACCUUUCUGCCAGCACCGACAACAGCUCCACAUAUGUGGUUUUGAGUGUCUCAUAGUGUCAAAAUGCUGUGAAAUUUGGCACAGAUAUUUAUGUACCUCACAGUAUGAAUCAAAAUAACUUUGAUUUUCAUAUAUCACCAGUCAUUUUUAUCAAAUACCUACAAAAGUAAUUACAUUUCCAUUAUUUCCAUCAGUCUGUACUUUGUGUUUCUUACUAAUUAGCAGGUGUUAGCAUUAGAGCUGCACCGAUUAGUUGAUUAAUCUGUUAUAAGGUUGAAGUGGAUACUUGGAUUAAACAAAUAUGCAGUACAGAUAAUGAAUUUCAUACUAGUAACAUCCGAGUAUAAUAUGUCAAUAUCUGUACUCGUGAUGAAGGAAAAAUCUUAUUCCUUACUCCUGAGAUCAAAAAAAUAUCUGAAACUUAAUUCUGAUUCUGUUCUAUAAAUAGUUUUCAAAUAAAUAAGCAAUUUUUGAGCAGCCCACAUCAAUUUCAGUCUUAAAAUCCCAGUUUUAAGAUUAAGUUCCACCCACUCUCGGUUUAAGCCCAACCCACUGUCUAUUUAAACUCAUUCGUAGUACGGUUACAGAUACAGAUAAUUUGGUUGGUUGAGCUAAUGCAGAUAAUGGUGUACUUGCUCAUUCCUCAUUGAUUUGUUGAUCAAAAGAAAAUGAAUGGCCAACUAUUUUAAUAAUCUAUUAAUCAGGCAUUUUUCAAGCAAAAAUGUCAAACAUUUACUGGUUCCAGCCUCUUAAAUAAAACAUUAUAGCUGCUUAACGUCAGCAAGUUAGCAUUGUCAUCGUGAGCAUGCUAGCAUGCUGAUGUUAGCAUUUUGCUCAAAGCAACGCUUUGCCUAAGUAGCCGACAGCAGCUAGCGUGACUGUCUUUUUUCCUGCAUUAUUUAUGAAAGUUGGUGCUGGACAGUGAGUCAAGAGAUAUUUUCUCUUAAAUGCUGACAGAAAAAAGUCUUUUUUUUUUAAAGCUAAUUUGCUAUCAAAUUCAACCAUAUCUUUUUUUCUUUUACAUUUGUCAAAGAAUAAGGAUAUUAUACAAAAAUCAGAGUAGACCAAAUCAUUUUCAGUACAUCACCAUCAGCUGUUACCUGUUAUAUAAAUAUUGAAUUUUCACACACUAUAGAGAGAUACAGUAUGACUUUAUGAAUUGUCAUGUUGCGAGGCUGUUUUGAACAGUGUGCUGAUUGAGGUGGUGCAGAACUAGCGUGUUGUUUUGGGUCAGAGGGAUGUUAUUGGAGCAUGUCUACCUGCUCUCCCAUGCAUAACUAAUAGUGAGUCCCCAAAGAGUCCUAAUAAGGCAUUACCCACAGCUACAAUGAACACAUGGGCUUAAGCUGCAAUACACAUGGCACAAAGCUUUGUACACACAGGGCUGGCAGACAAAUUAACACAUCAGUACAUUGUAUAUCACACACGACUGAAAAAGUGCAUUAUAUGGAGUCGUUUUUGGUGACAAUCAUGAA